Herpailurus yagouaroundi (jaguarundi) is the source of this 2673-nucleotide messenger RNA. RefSeq names its product transmembrane protein 132C (gene TMEM132C). The record is from RefSeq and is a predicted model, not a curated record. The transcript has 8 exons. Lineage: Eukaryota; Metazoa; Chordata; Mammalia; Carnivora; Felidae. The coding region runs from base 323 to 2479 and encodes 718 amino acids.
CAGGCGUGAGUGUUCCGGGCUUUUCUGUGUUGUUCUCUAUUCUGUCUGGCUGGCAAGUACACGAGAGAUACCUUUUCUAGCACCCCGAGAGACCAGCACACCUGACAGCAGGUGGGAUCCAAGGAAGGUGUGUGCCUGCAUUCAAGCCAAGGUGAAGAAGGGGGUGAACAUCUUGGGCGCUCAGACCAGCGAGCCCCGGCAGUGGGACGUCAAGCAGGAGACGGGCAGCGGCGGGAAGCACACCACCGCCACCCUGCUGUGCCAGCGCCGGGCGCCCAGUGCGCGCAACAGAAGCAGCAGCUGGUUCAGCGAGGUCGUGCAGAUGAACUUCGAAAUAGCCAGCUUCAGCAGCCUCUCGGGGACGCAGCCCAUCACCUGGCAGGUGGAGUACCCCCGGACGGCGACCACCGACACGGCCGUGUCCGAGAUCUUCAUCAGCCAGAAGGACCUGGCGGCCAUCGUCCCCCUGGCCACGGACACUGAGAUUCUCAACACCGCCAUACUCACAGGAAAGACCGUAGCCCUGCCCAUCAAGGUGGUCUCUGUGGAGGAGAACAGUGCCGUGACGGAUAUCUCAGAGCUGGUGGAGUGCAAGUCCGCAGACGAGGAUGUCCUCAAGGUAUCUGACGGCUGUGAUUACGUCUUUGUCAACGGCAAAGAGAUAAAGGGCAAGGUGGACGCGGUGGUGAACUUCACCUACCAGCACCUGAGUGCCCCCCUGCACAUCACCGUGUGGGUGCCCCGACUGCCCCUGCAGAUUGAUGUCUCUGACACCGAGCUGAGCCAGAUUAAAGGCUGGAGGGUCCCCAUUGUGGCCAGUAAGAGGCCCACGCGGGAGAGCGAGGAUGAAGACGAUGAGGAGCGGCGGGGCCGGGGCUGUGCCCUGAAGUACCAGCAUGCCACGGUGCGGGUCCUCACCCAGUUCGUGGCCGAGGGCGCCGGCCCGUGGGGCCAGCCCAGCCACCUGCUCGGCCCCGACUGGCAGGUGGACAUCACCCACCUGGUCUCGGACUUCAUGAAUCUGGAGGAACCUCACGUGGCCACACUGCAGGACAGCAGGGUCCUGGUCGGGCGGGAGGUCGGGAUGACCACCAUCCAGGUAUUGUCCCCGCUGUCAGACUCCAUCCUGGCAGAGAAAACGGUCACCGUGUUAGAUGACAAAGUGUCAGUGACAGACUUGGCCAUCCAGCUGGUGGCUGGGCUGUCCGUCACCCUCCACCCCAGCACGGAGGACAGCAAGGCCAUCACGGCUGUGGCCACAGCUCAGGAGCUGCUUCGGACUCCCAAGCAGGAAGCCGUGGUCAGCACGUGGCUUCAGCUCAGCGACGGCUCGGUGACGCCCCUCGACAUCUACGACACCAGGGACUUCAGCCUGACCGCCGCCUCCCUGGACGAGGCCGUCGUGUCCGUGCCCCGGGCCCGCUCUCCCAGGUGGCCGGUUGUGAUGGCCGAGGGGGAAGGCCAGGGGCCGCUGGUCCGAGUGGACAUGACCAUCGCAGAGGCCUGCCAGAAGUCGAAGCGCAAGAGCGUCCUGGCCGUGGGCGUGGGCAGCGUCAGGGUCAAGUUCGGCCAGAAGGACGCCGACUCCGGCCCCGGCGGGGGCGGCGACGAGGGCGAGAUCAAGAACCACGCCAGCGACCGCCGGCAGAAGGUUCAGGAGCCCGAGGGGCCCCCGCCCGGCGGCUCCUCCGUGGAGCGCGAGGAAGGCGCCCCCCGCAGAGGCGGCACGACGGCCCGGCCGCUGCCGGACAACAGGGCGGUGAAGAGCAGCCGGCCGCACGCGGGCAGGCCGUCCGGAGAGGGCCGGCUGCAGAACAUCCCCCUGGACUUCACCAACUUCCCGGCCCGGGUGGACCUGCCCCGUGCGGGGGGCGGGCUGGGGGCCAGCGACCUGCUGCAGACCGCGAGGGGCCUGAGCGACCUGGAGAUCGGCAUGUAUGCCCUGCUGGGCGUCUUCUGCCUGGCCAUCCUCGUCUUCCUCAUCAACUGCGCCACGUUCGCCCUCAAGUACCGGCACAAGGAGGUGCCCCCGGAAGGCCAGGCCUCCGUCACCCACUCGCACGACUGGGUGUGGCUGGGCAACGAGGCCGAGCUCCUGGAGCACGCGGGCGAGGGGUCCCCACCGCAGGACGAGCACACGACCGUCCUGGACCGCGGGCCGGGCGGCAGUGAGGAGAGCGGCUGUCCGUUGCUCGACGGCGGAGCCCGGCAGCACGUGCAGGGCCGGGGGCACGGGCCGGACUCGGGGGGCAGGCAGGCCAGGGACCCGAAGCCCGAGCCCCUGCACUCGCCCACCUCCAAGAGGAAGAAGGUGAAGUUCACCACCUUCACCACCAUCCCGCCAGACAACGGCUGCCCCGGCGUGAACCCCAUCCUCGGUGGCGGGGGCGAGGACAUCAAGUGGGUAUGCCAGGACGUGGCCGCGGGCGCCCCCGAGGAGCUCAGAAACUACCUGGAGAAGUUCAAGGAACAGGCGUAGGCCCCUCCGGCCGGCGGCCCUGCACCCCGCCCCUCGCGGGGCUCGGAGUGGGUCUGGCUCCGGCGUCGGGUGGGAUCCGGGAGGGCCCGGCGUGGAGCGGGGGACGCACCCCCGCCGUCAGGCUGUGCGAGUCCCGGAGCCUCCGCGAGGGGCCGCGUGUCUUUUGUAGCAAGGAUUCUGUAGCAGUCGAUGAU